CACCACAUCGGGUAACUGACACCAUCUGGAACAUGGUCAUAGAAAUGAAUGAUCCCGAACUCCUGCAAUGUUUGCUACAAAGUGCCGAGCGAGAAAUACAUGAUGAUGAUUGGUCCAACGCGUUACUGUUUACCGCCUGUGUAAAAGGUUCAUACCGAAUCGUGGAAUAUUUAAUAAGCUGUAAGUUGCCUCUGGAUAAUAAAGAUGCAGAGGGUCGAUCUGCGUUAUUCUAUGCAGUGCUAGGUGGUGAUAUUAGAACGUUCAAGCUGCUCAUGGAUAAUGGCGCGAAUUUGCACCAACUCGAUAAAAAUGGCGCGAAUCUGAUGCACUACGCGGUUGAAAGUAUUAACCAUCAUGACUUUGUCCAGUUAUUACUCGAGAACAAUGUAAACGUGAAUGUUUGCUCUAAAUACAAUGGCAUGCCGUUGCAUCACGCGAUUUACAGGAAUUGGUUGUUCACGAUUAAUUCGUUGGUAGAAAACAAUGCUAAUAUAAGUAGGGGGGACUUAUACGGAAGAAAUCCGUUUGUCGCUGCUAUUGAUAUUGACUGGGGUAUCGCUGACUAUUCGUGUAUGAAUUACCUACUUAGUCAGAAGUCGUUGGAUAUCAAUCAGGUAGACUUGGAAGGCCAGACUGCACUCCACCACGCAGUUAUAAGGGGAAACGUUAUUGUUGUGCAGCAAUUACUCUACCACAGAGAUACAGAGGUCAAUAUUCAAGAUUAUCAUGGCAGAACCCCCUUAAAUUAUGCCAUAGAUGGUAACUAUCUUACGAUAUUGGAACUCCUGUUGGACUUUGGAGCGAGUGUAUCUUGCCUGUACGACUAUCCGAGGUAUGAAUUUUUGAAGACUGACGUCAAGACUUCGCUGAUGAAGUACAUGAUCAAGAGAGAAGUAGCCGACUUGCAGAUAGAAAACAGUUUGAGAACAAUUUUGUGCGAUGAACAGCAAAUCAAAAAAGAUUGCAAGUACUUCAGGAAUGUAUGUAUCAAGGAGGUUGAGUUGUUGAAGACAAUGACAAUGGACAACGGCAAGAUAACGUAUUAUCAGUUUUUGCAUGGCGACAGGGAUAGAUUGCAUUGGUACACCAACNAAAAAAAAAACAUUUAA
Molecule: messenger RNA, 1109 nt
Organism: Copidosoma floridanum
Lineage: Eukaryota; Metazoa; Arthropoda; Insecta; Hymenoptera; Encyrtidae
Product: transient receptor potential cation channel subfamily A member 1-like
Molecular function (GO): protein binding
Source: RefSeq, a predicted model, not a curated record